AUGCUACAUUCUGUUUUAGGUAUUAAUUUUUCGGAUGAAUUGGGCCGAGCUGUGAUUAUUGUGGGUUUGCCGUUCGUUAACAAAGAGGACAUUGCUAUGAAAGAAAAAUUAACGUAUCUCGACGAAGAAUAUGGUACAGGCAGUGGCGUAGCCUAUUAUGAGUCGAAAUGUAUGCAUGCUAUCAAUCAAUCCAUUGGCCGAGUGAUUCGACAUCGCGAUGAUUACGCCUCAAUUAUAAUGCUUGAUUCGAGAUACGCAAAUCCCCGCAUUACGAAGGCAAGCCAGAUUUUUUUUUCCGUUAACGCGAUAUGCUUGUCCUCCUACGUAUCGCUUGGUUUUUAG
Gongylonema pulchrum is the source of this 342-nucleotide messenger RNA. Lineage: Eukaryota; Metazoa; Nematoda; Chromadorea; Rhabditida; Gongylonematidae. The record is from the annotation of a GenBank genome assembly.